ACCAAUAGCAUUCCGAUGUGGAAAGGCAGGAGGAGGCUGUGGCCCAAUGAAGUAGUCUAAGGGGAGUAGACAGACAAUGAGAGAUUGUAUGUGUUCGAAUUUCGAAGCCUUUUUCUCCUCCAUCUACGUUUUGGGCGAGGCGACGAAGGAAGAGUGGAGGAGGGGGGCUGUUGUGGUUGUGCUUUCUGUGCAUUGAGGCUGGACGCGCGGGACGAUUCGCCACGAAGCCUCGGCCAGACUUGCAGGUUUUGAGAAUCUAAAGCAACUGCAAGAUGUUUAACAAACCUUUUGGAGCACCUUUUGGAGACAACGCAGGUGGCUUUGGAACAACUUCAACUUCUGGGCAGAAUGUUGGGACAAGUACUAGCAGUGGCGGUAUAUUUGGGACUUCUAAUGUAACCUCCAACACAUUUACUUCUGGUUUCCAUUUUGGAUUGCCCCCCUUUACCAUUGUUCCAGCUGGCACUACCAUUAGAUUCAAUCCACCAGUUGGCAACGACAUUAUGGUUAAACACGGUUGUACCAAAAACAUCAAAACUGUGCAUCAUUGUAUUACUGCUAUGUACGAAUAUGAGAACAAAUCACUAGAGGAACUUCGUUUGGAAGACUAUCAGGUGAACAGGAAAGGUCCAUGGUUUGGAUUGUCCACUGCUACACCAAGCACAGUCACAGGGCUCUUUGGUUCCUCCACCAUCAACACCGGUGCACAGAAUAAAACAGGCUUUGGAACCAGUUUCGGAACAGGAAGUCUGUUUGGUCAGACAAUGCAAAUCUCCGGCCUCGUCUUCAAGCCAUUUGGCCAGGACACAGCUGUACAGAACACAGGCUUUUCAUCUGGGAACAUCAGCAUCCCUGGACAGCUCAACACGAACACACUGGCAAAUGAGGGUCCAGUCCAGAAUCUCUACGAUGAAGCUACUUGUCCCAUCUGUCUGGAAUAUUUCAAAAAGCCAGUGAGCGUGGACUGUGGACACAUCUUCUGCCGAGCCUGUAUCACUAGGUGUUGGAAGAAGUCUGACACAGAUGCUUCAUGCCCUCAAUGCCGAGAACCUUGCCAGCAAAGGAACCUUAGGCCAAUCCGACAGCUGGCAAGUAUUGUGGAAAUAGCCAAGAAAUUCAGCCUUCAGGUGGCCAAAGGGCCAGAAGCAUUGGGAAACAUUUGUGAGAGGCACCAGGAGCCCCUGAAACUCUUCUGUGAAGAUGAUCAAAUCCCCAUCUGUGUGGUGUGUGACAAAUCCAAGGAGCACAGAGAACACAAGGUGGUUCCUAAUGAGGAGGCUUUUGAAGAGUAUAAGGGCAAAAUUCAGAGUCAUUUGGAAUUUCUGAGGAAAAAGAGAAGCACAAUUCUUUCUUUUAAACUAAGUGUGGAGACUGAAAACCAAAAUUUGCUGGAACAGACGGAAAGAGAGAGGCAGAAGAUUGUGGAUGAGUUUAAGCAAUUGCACCAGUUCCUGGAAGAACAAGAGCACCUCCUGUUAGCUGAGCUGAAAGAUCUGGAUGACAAGGUUAAAGGCAAUGGGAAUAAGCAUAUUGCGAAGCUCUCGGAGGAGAUUUCCUCUGUAGACAACCUCAUCAAGGAAAUAGAAGAGAAACAGCAACAGCCGGCAGAAUUCUUGCAGGGUAUCAGAAGCAUCUUGCAAAGGUGUAGCAAAGAGAAAUUUGUGAAUCCAGUAGCGUUUCCUCCGGGAUUAAAGCAACAAAUCAAGAAAUUCUCUGAAAUGCAUCCCUUUCUGCACACUGUUAUGAAGGAAUUUAAAGACACUGUGCUCUCUGGACCACAAGAAGAAAAAGCAAAUUCGACUGAUGUUGAAGACCGGACGGUUCCCACACUAGACCUGACAAUUCCCACACUAGUCCUAUCAACUGAUCACCAAACACAACAGUAUUAUUGUUUUGAUGAAGAGCCCAGCCAGUUGUGUUACUGGUCUUACAUCCUGGGAGUUGAGAGAAUAACCUCGGGGUGCCAUUCCUGGAUGGUGGAGGUGGGGGAUGAAAAAUUCUGGGCAGUGGGAGUGGCCAAAGAGCAUUUAAGGGGGAAGCCCAAAAUAUGUUUGAGCCCUAAGGAAGGGAUCUGGGCUAUUGGGAAGUUACACAUAAAUAGCAAAGACUAUGUCUUAGACAUAGAGAAUGACAAAUACUAUGCAUUCACUUCUCCUGGAACAUCUCUGGGUCCAAACCCCACGUCCACCAACUUCACCAUUGCGGGCCAUGAGGAUAUUUCCUAUUUUUAUCAGAGUGUGAAGCCAAGAAGGAUCCGUGUGUCCCUGAACUAUGAGGAAGGUUCUGUGACCUUUUUUGAUCCUGACAAGCAGAUCACCAUCUUUAGUUUCAAUGAUGUCUCGUUCUCUGGGGAGAAACUCUGCUCCUGGCUCAGUGUGGGGAGGUGAGAUGUGGAUGCCAUUCACAGCACAAACUAGAUCUAAAUCCCUAUAUUGACACGGCUGGUGGGGAUUUAAAGCAGAGCAUGCGUGAGCAGUAGGAGCAAGUUGAGUUCUCCUCUAUCAAUGCUUUUCUUCCCAAAAUUGUUUCUCUCUAGACAUUUUUCCUUGCUGUGGGUCCCUUCCAGUCAUGGAGCCCCAGCAGGAAAAGGACAGCUGCAGAGAAGCACUUUCAGAAGAGCAUGUGUGGGAAGGCAGGCUUCCCUAGCCAUGAUACCCACCCUCUUCAUAGGGAAUUGGCAGCAACCAGAUUCUGACUUAUAAGGCUGGUGCCAUCACAUCCAGUUUGCCUUCAGGGCAUCCCUAAGUAACAGUGGUGUGCUGCAUGAGGAAAAGUAGACCAAAAACAACUAGAACCAUUAGUGCUCUCCCAUGCCAUCACCAUUUUCAUUUUGCAGCUAUAACUAUGAUUUUCUGAUUCUUGUCAUGGAUAAACUGCAACUUGAGCAGUGUCUCAUUUCUUUCCUCCUGGAAAGACCAGGAGGUCUUUCAAACAAACAAAACCCAAACUCACUGAGCUUAGAAAUGGGUUGGCACCAUGUUAGUGUGGUUCUCCAGAUGCUUUAUUGCCAGUGCUGCCCACUUCAAUUGAUAAGAUGCACUGGCCAAGAGUAUAGGAUGCACUUUUUUUUUUUUAAACUAACUCUGUUUUUAAAUAGGCCAAUGCCUGCUCAGCUCUCAAAUACAGAGCUGAAAACAAAACUGCCCAGUUGGGUUAUUAUUGGGGUGGGGGAGGGACCCAAACUGGGGCUGUUGAAAUAAGUGUCUGGGUAUUCUUUUCUUCCAUCAAUAGGACAGGAGGAAGAGAAUAUCUCUCUAGGUAACAGGAUCUGGGUAGAUCUUGCUGUGCCAUGAUCUGCUUCUUUGACUCUCAUUUUUUGGCAUUUGGGGGGCAAAUCUAUUUUGCUUCUUUAAAAACAAAUCUCAUAGCCUCGUAUUCUGCCUUGUGUUGUGACUGGAAAUGUCAAUCUAGGUUCUAAUUCUGCACAUGGGAGUUUACAGCAAGUCAUAGAUUCGCUGCGAGAUACUGAAAUAUUAUUCAUCACAGACUCAGUAGCUGACCUUCAGCAUAUCACUUUCUUUCCGCUUCAGUGCUAACUGGGGAAAGCGAGGAAUAGUGAUUUGGUUUAAGAACUCUGCCAUGGAUUCACUGAUUGGUUUUAUGUUAUCCCUCUGUCUUGGAUGUAUCCCAGCUGUAACAUGGAAUCUAAUAGUCCUGUAUAAAAGUGUGUUGCUAUUUCUGCUUAAGAAUUUUCUGACAAGGA
Molecule: messenger RNA, 3703 nt
Organism: Hemicordylus capensis (graceful crag lizard)
Lineage: Eukaryota; Metazoa; Chordata; Lepidosauria; Squamata; Cordylidae
Product: zinc finger protein RFP-like
Exons: 13
Coding region: 273-2387 (704 amino acids)
Molecular function (GO): zinc ion binding; protein binding
Source: RefSeq, a predicted model, not a curated record